AGCGACCUCGGCCCGCCCUUGCUGAGGAACUGCCUCCCGAUUGGCGGAGAGGCGCCAGCGCGAGGCACUUCCGAAGCGGCCUCGCAGGAACUCGGGAGAGCGCCGUCUCCGCCAUGGCGGGCGGAGGGCCGGUGUGCUACGCGCUCCUGUGUGGUCAGGCGGCGCUGCUGCUGGGCAACCUGCUCCUGCUGCAGGGGGUCUCCCGGAGCCACCAGCACAACGCCACGGAGAGCCCCGCCGGCGCCGCGCAGGAGGAAGAGGGGCAGCAGCGGUCGCCUCACGCCACCUCCGCCGCCACUUCCGCCGCCGCCAGCGUCUGGGAGUAUCAAGGCCCGUACGCGCCGCUCGUCCUCUGCGACCACCUACCUGAAGAAUUCGUAGAAUGUGAAGCUCCUGUGGACCAUAACGGAAACAUAAGCGCACGGGAUGAAUUAGGCUACGGAUGUCUCAAGUUUGGUGGCCAAGCAUAUAGCGAUGUCAGCCACACUCGAGUCCUUUGCAGGGCAUUGGAUGGCAUCGAGUGCGCAGGACAGCGAACUUUUCUGCGUGGGAACAAGCCGUGUGUAAAAUACACCGGACACUACUUCAUUACCACUCUCCUCUACUCCUUUUUCUUGGGUUGCUUUGGGGUAGACCGAUUCUGCCUGGGCCAUACAGGAACAGCUGUGGGAAAGCUGCUGACCCUUGGAGGACUCGGCAUCUGGUGGUUUGUGGACCUGAUUCUGCUCAUUACGGGAGGACUUAUGCCCAGCGAUGGGAGCAAUUGGUGCACCAUUUACUGAAAAGCUAUCAUUCUGGCUGGACUUAAUCCAGAGAGGAAAAGAGAGUGGAAGCCUGGCUUAUAUGAAGACCUCCUGCUUGAGAUUAAUGCCAUGGCAACAAAAGAGACUGUGGUGUUGUAUUUGCUUUUCCAUGGGACUAGGGUGGGGUUUAACAGAAAAAACACAAACCAUGGUUCUGCAGUAUAUACCUCAUUGUUGAAGUUGUUCUCCUGCCUACAGGAGUUGUUGUUCUCCUGCCUAUAGGAAGCCUGUAAAUUUAUUUAUGAGUUUAAUGCAAUUUUUACACAUCAAGCUACACUGUAUUUCAGUUUGCGCCAUGGCAGUUGCUGAUGGGUGCCCAGUGCUUAGCCCUAGGUUCUCAUGGCUGUGGGUUUGGAAGAGGUUUUUAUAAUAAGUCCACAUGGCUAGAAUUAGCUGUCAGUAACUUGCAAGGUUGAAGGCUGAAUUAAAAGGUGGCUAUUUGAUGCUUAUUUACUUUGCGUUUGAGGAUAGUGGCACUAUUUUUUCCCUUAGAAUGCAAGUCAGAAGUUCCAUGGGAAAUGUCUUUGUACAUAAAUAGGGAAUCUCUGACAAUUCUUCCCCAUUCUUAAUCUCAUCUUGUGUUGGAGGUAUGGAGAAGCAACCCCCUUUCUUUAGCUACAUCAAGUGUAACUUAUUUAAUGUCAACCCCAGCAUGUGCUUGUGAAGUCAGAGAGCAGGGUCCUGGACCCUUGUCUCCUUCAAGCAGUGGUAUCUGUUGUCCCUCUUUAAGAGAAAAUUGUCAGAGACAGAUUUUUAAGACAAAUCAGUCAUACUUCAAAUUAACACAGAAGCAAAUCCUUGCUCUGGUACCUUAACCAAACCAUCCCUUCUAGAAUCCAGCCAGUGUUGGAACAUGUUAACAUGAUCAAUAUCAGCAGAAAAAUAAUCCAUGUAAUAGCGGUUGCAUGCCGACAGGAACAGGUUGCUGUCUUCUAGUCAGCUGGAGUGAAAUAGUAUGGCAAUUUCUAGGAUAUUUACCUUUCAAAAACUGAAAUCAAAAUGUAUUCCUUUUUGCAGUAUAAUGAAACAUGAUGGGCUGCUGAACUUUC
Candoia aspera is the source of this 1852-nucleotide messenger RNA. It is a transcript of the gene TM2D2, whose product is annotated as TM2 domain containing 2. The transcript has 4 exons. Lineage: Eukaryota; Metazoa; Chordata; Lepidosauria; Squamata; Candoiidae. The record is from RefSeq and is a predicted model, not a curated record. The coding region runs from base 114 to 782 and encodes 222 amino acids.